Molecule: messenger RNA, 3834 nt
Organism: Dromaius novaehollandiae (emu)
Lineage: Eukaryota; Metazoa; Chordata; Aves; Casuariiformes; Dromaiidae
Gene: GCFC2
Product: GC-rich sequence DNA-binding factor 2
Exons: 18
Coding region: 35-2635 (866 amino acids)
Biological process (GO): mRNA splicing, via spliceosome
Cellular component (GO): nucleus
Molecular function (GO): DNA binding
Source: RefSeq, a predicted model, not a curated record
GCGGGGCGCAGGUGGUGCGUAGGGUGUGUUGCGCAUGCGCCCUAAGGAGGCGGCGCGCGGAGAGGCGGCGUGCGGAGGGGCGGCGCGGCCGUUGGCGGUCGUUACCGGUGCCAUGUUCCGGCGCCCUCCGCGGAACUUCCGUGCCCGGCGGCGCGCGGCGUCAAGCGGCGGCAGCGAAGAGGAGGUGGAGCUGCCGCCCGCCGUCCCGCCGCCUCCUGCCCCCGGCCGCGACUCCGAGCAGGAAGCGGAGUCUGAGGAGGAGCCCGGCAGUGCCGCCGCGGCCCCCGCGGUGGAGGGCCCGUCGCCCCCGCGGGAGCCUGCGGGCAGCCCCGGGGGCCGGGGGGAGGGCGGAGGCCACGGGCCGCGCCUCGCCGGGGCCGGGCCGGCGCGCGGCGGGAAGGCUUUGCUGAGCUUCGGCAGCGAGGAGGAACGGGAAGGUGAUGAAGAACUCUUUAAAAUUAAAAAGCCUUCUUUCAAUGAAGUAACUUUUAGAAUCCAAAAGAAGGAAAGCUUACCAUCCCCACAGAGAGAAGUUGAGGAAAGCGAAAAGAUCUGUCAGUUGGUGCCUAGAACUGGCAACACUCAAGUCACUCAUGAGGAAGAGGAGGAAGAUGAGACUUAUUCUUCACUUAGUGAGGACUACAACAGCUCAGGCUCAGAAAUUGAAUCCAGCCCUUCACAGAGAGGGAAGGAUUUAUCGGAAGGCAAUAUCCCCAGUGCUGCUUGCAUUGAGGCUGCUCGGAGGAAACGUCACUUAGCCAGGACACAGGCUGAUUAUCUUCCAUUGGAUGUUGUAAACAAUCGUUGGGUCUCUCGGAGAAGAGAAAGCAGUGGUUUAGAGAGUGAAGAUGACGCUGAUAUGCGGAAUCUCAGUUUUGCUCCUAAAGCAAGAACUCUUAGGCAGAGGAUGACUGAACACAUGGCGUCCAAGGAUGAUGAAUCAAGUGAAGAUGAAACACAAAUUAAGUGGGAAGAGCAGCAAAUAAAGAAAGCUGUCAAACUCUCUCAGGAUAUUUAUGAUGAUGCUUCUCUGCAUAAAUCUCAACCAGCAAAACAGAAGUUUGAUCCCUCUGUUUCUUUGCCGCCUGUGAACUUGGAAAUUGUAAAGAAGCGACUGACUGAAAGGAUAACAUCAUUGCAGGAUGUGCACCGUGCCCAUCAGAGGGAGUAUGAAAAAUACAUGAAAGACAUUGAAAGUUCAAAGGUGUCCGUCCAGGAGUUAGAGAAGUCUUCAGAUGCAUCUCAGAAUUACAAAUUCUACCGGGCUAUGAAAACAUAUGUAGAAAACUUGAUAAACUGUUUGAAUGAAAAGCUGACAUGCAUUAAUGACCUAGAGUUGGCUAUACACGUACUUCUUCAGCAACGAGCCAGGACACUGCUGAAACGAAGGCAAGAUGAGCUGAGAAAUGAAUCUGCUUAUAUUCAGCACCUGUCAAGUAGUAAUGACAAACCAACUAAUGGUGGGUUGGAAGAUGAUGAAAAGAUGCAGCUUCUGAAAAUGUGUGAACAUCGAAGGACUUGCAGACAGCAAGCGAGAGUUUGUUUGGGAAAAGUUGAUCACCAUGAAGGUAUGUCUAGUGAUGAUGAGCUUCCCCCAACAGAGAUGACUGAGUUCCAGAAGAGCAAAGAUGAUAUUUUAGAGGAUAGCAGGAAAAUCUUUGAAGAUGUUCGUGAAGAUUUUUGUGACAUCAGAAAAAUCCUGUUGAAAUUCCAAGAGUGGAAAGAGAAGUUUCCUGAGUCCUACUGUGACGCUUACAUCAGUUUGUGCCUGCCAAAGCUUUUAAAUCCGCUAGUCAGAGUUCAGUUAAUAAGUUGGAAUCCCCUUGAGCAGAAUUUCACAGAGUUGGAAGAGGUGCCCUGGUUCAGAGCUAUAGAAGAAUUCAGUGAUGCCAAAAAUGUGUCUGGAUCGAAAGGGGAUGAUGAUCCUGAUAAGACAGUCUUGCCUAGAGUGAUUGAAAAAACAAUUCUUCCAAAAAUUACAGGAUUUAUAAAGAACGUGUGGGAUCCUUUAUCUUCUUCACAGACAAAGAACCUUGUACAGCUUUGCAAUAGCAUCUUCGAAAAGCAAGUUCCCUCCAAAAAUGAACACAGUCAAGCAAGAGAGGAUUUGAUAAACGUAGUUGUCCUGAGAAUGAAGAAGUCUGUAGAGGAAGAUGUCUUUAUUCCUCUGUAUCCUAAAAGUGCUGUGGAAGACAAAUUGUCACCAUGUUCAAAAUUCCAAGAAAGACGGUUUUGGUCAGCUGUUAAGCUGCUUUCCAAUAUUCUUCUUUGGGAUGGAAUUGUACAAGAAGAUACAGUCUAUGAUUUAGGACUGAGCAAGUUGCUGAAUCGUUAUCUUCUUCUGAACCUCUUAAACAUACCACCGGGGCCAGAUAACGUGGAAAAGUGUAAAAAGGUGGUGGCAUGCCUCCCAGAAAGAUGGUUCCAGGAUCUUAAAAGUGGAUCAACUCUCCCCCAGCUGACGAACUUCAGCCAGCAUUUAUUGCAAUGUGCCCACAUGCUGCAAAAGAAUAACCACAGGGAUGAAGCAAAAGAUGUUGUUCUUCUGCUGGUGAAAGUUAAUGCUCUGCAUAUUGUCGAAGACUUUAUCGAAGAGUACAAACUUGAGCACCUUAAAUCCAUGAUUGGAAAAUAGAAUUUUUUUGAAACAACAUUUAUAUUACUGGAACAAGUCUGAUAUUCAUACUAAAAUAGUUUUAAUAUUAAGUUUAAUUAGUGGACCCUGCCUACUCAAAAAUGUAGUCGUAAUCAGUUGACGUCACUGUUUUAUUGUUAAAUACGUUUUUUACCAGGUUUGUCUUCAACUGCUAUCUUACUCCUGAGUUAAGGAGUCUUUUUAAAAAUUACAAUCAUCAAAGUAAAGCGGCAUUUAAGGCCCUCUGAAAUGAAAAUGCUUUAUUUCUUUAUCCUUUUUGGAAGGAUUACAGGAAAGAUGGAUUGUAUGUGGAGUUGAUCAUUGCACUGCUAUUGAGUAGACAACUUUAGAAGGUAUUUCCAAAAUAUUGCUGAAUACCACUUUUUGUCUCAGGAAUCAUUGAGUUCUAACUUAUGGUCCACAGAGAUUUUGGUAGGGUCAUCAUUAAGCUAUCUUUAGUGGAAAAAGAACUGAUAAUGAUACAGGGUUUUUGACCCUGAGAUAUAAACGGAGGGAACCAAAGACCAGUGAUAUAGCAUUUGUGCUUCACCCAGUGUGCAAAUAAGGAAUUUAACGGAUGAAUUCUGAGGUAAGAAAUUGCACAGGAGAAUGUCUGGGGAAAAGCUGAUGUACUGUAGUGAAGAUCAUGUCCAGUGUGUAUUGGAUGGAGUUUUGUACUUGAGUGAUGCAGGCUGGACUUUUGUGUGCAGACCAGGAGUUACCAUGCAUCAUGUUUUAUCAGACUUCCAACAGACUGGAAACCUUGAUUAUGAGAAGCACAAGAACAACUUCAGUUCUGUAACUGAUAUUCUAGGAGAAUCUUCCUCUUGCUUCCCAGUAAGAUUUGCCAAAUCCUAUUUCAUCAUACCCAAGUAAGACUUUGAUAUGUUUUAUAAUUUUGUAUAUUUGUAAAAAAUAUUAUACUGUAGAAUAAAAAGGAUGCUUUAUUACUGAAACUGUAGUCCAUCACCAAUUCUCAUGUACACUUACUUGUAUUUUCCUAAAUCUUCUGGGACUAGAAUUCAGCUCUUGCAGAUUUGUUCCCUGUGGCCUUUGAUAUAAUUUUUAAGUUAUAAAUAUAUUUUUGUAAAAUAUUUUAAUUGUAAAUAACUUUCAUAAAAGUUUUAGACAAGGUGGCUUGUAAAUUAACUUUGUUUUACUUUUAUUUUUAAAACAAGUAAAAAUAUUUUGAUGUUUAA